CCGCGGCAUUGCGGCUCCGCCCCAGGCUCCGCCCGCUUCCGGCGCUGCCGCCGCUGAGGGAGGGAAGGGCGGAGGGAGGAGCCGCCCCGCCGCCCCCUGCCCCGGGCCAGCCCCGGGGAUGGUGUUGGCCGCGGGAGCCGGACCCUGACGCCGCACUCAGAUUGAAGACAGCAGUAAUGCUAACUCUGGCAAGCAAGUUGAAGCGGGAUGAUGGUGUCAGAGGACCCCGUGCAUCCAAUCCAGCUUCUGAUUCAACUCGGAGGGUGUCUGUUCGAGAUAAAUUACUUGUUAAAGAGGUUGCAGAACUUGAAGCUAAUUUACCUUGUACAUGUAAAGUGAAUUUUCCUGACCCAAACAAGCUUCACUACUUUCAGCUAACUGUAAUCCCAGAUGAGGGCUAUUACCAAGGUGGAAAGUUUCAGUUUGAAAUCGAAGUUCCUGAUGCCUACAAUAUGGUGCCUCCAAAGGUAAAAUGCUUGACAAGAAUCUGGCAUCCAAACAUUACAGAGACGGGAGAAAUCUGCCUAAGUUUAUUGAGAGAACAUUCAAUUGAUGGCACUGGCUGGGCUCCAACUAGAACAUUAAAGGUGGAAACUGUGUUUUACCUGCUAGAGGAAUUUUGCGUGAACUUGCAGCAGUGUUAUAUGCAAGAUGAGAGGGGUGCAGGACAGGGAGAGGAAAUGCUGCAGUGAAGAGAGAAAGAAGCCGGGCUUCUUUGUAAGAGGCGAUGGAGGAAGGUGGAUGGAAGUGGAAACCCACGCUGAGCUGGCGCGCAGGCAGACAGGACAGCAGAGAGCUGCCUCAGGACACAGCCCUGCAGAGGCCUGACGUGCAGCAUGCUGAGGUUUUGGGUGUAAUUUCAAGCCUUUUUCCAAACGGUAAUGUACAAAGCUUGGCACUCGUUUCUGGAGUUAGUGCUUCUGUUUAAAAAAAAAAAAAAAAAUUAAAAAAAAAAGGAAAAAUCUCUUCAGACAUCUGCUUGUAUGAAUGACUGCUGUUCCUUUCACUGAUCUGAAUGGGUUAAAUUGUUUGUAUAUAAAAAAUGGUUUAGCAACGAGCUUUAAUUUAAUCAGUCUAUUAGAUCAGAAAGGCUCCUUGGAUCUCUAAAGAAAUUUCUUUGAUUGGAAGUUCAUUAGUU
Messenger RNA from Grus americana (Whooping crane), 1138 nucleotides. It is a transcript of the gene UBE2F, whose product is annotated as ubiquitin conjugating enzyme E2 F (putative). Gene Ontology annotation, molecular function: NEDD8 transferase activity. Gene Ontology annotation, biological process: protein neddylation. The transcript is spliced from 9 exons. Gene Ontology annotation, cellular component: nucleus. The coding region runs from base 177 to 692 and encodes 171 amino acids. The record is from RefSeq and is a predicted model, not a curated record. Lineage: Eukaryota; Metazoa; Chordata; Aves; Gruiformes; Gruidae.